Molecule: messenger RNA, 1976 nt
Organism: Dendronephthya gigantea
Lineage: Eukaryota; Metazoa; Cnidaria; Anthozoa; Malacalcyonacea; Nephtheidae
Product: dihydrolipoyllysine-residue acetyltransferase component of pyruvate dehydrogenase complex, mitochondrial-like
Exons: 14
Coding region: 53-1573 (506 amino acids)
Biological process (GO): pyruvate decarboxylation to acetyl-CoA
Cellular component (GO): pyruvate dehydrogenase complex
Molecular function (GO): dihydrolipoyllysine-residue acetyltransferase activity
Source: RefSeq, a predicted model, not a curated record
AUAAGCAAAAAAUACACAAAUUUCUAGUAAAGAUUGUUUCGUUUUGAACAAAAUGCUCAACUCUAGGCGUUUUAUUUCUGUUUUCGUCAAGCGACUGCGAGUGCUACAAACUAGAAGAACUUUCGUAAGGAUUUCUGUGAGAUCUGGUUUUCAGAUUCAAAAAACGGUGCAAAAUAUUUUGCCAAGAUCUUCUUCGACGUUAUGCUGUACAUCAAAGUUAAAGCUUAAAGAAGGAAGGCGUUUGUUUAGCACAGAUGCUCUUCCAUCUCACAUCCGUGUCCCCCUGCCUGCCCUAUCACCCACAAUGGAGGCGGGGAUGGUAGCCACUUGGUUGAAAGAGGAGGGUGAGAAGCUCGAAGAGGGAGAUGUCUUGGCUCAAAUUGAGACAGACAAAGCGACAAUGGAGUUUGAAACACCUGAGGAAGGAUACCUUGCAAAGAUUGUGGCGCCUGCAGGUUCUAAAGAUGUUCCCGUUGGCAAGCUUGUUUGUAUAAUUGUUGAGAAUGAAGAGGAUAUUGCAGCAUUUAAGGAUUUUGUAGACCAAGAAAGUUCAUUGCCACAGUCAAAUGUUGCUGAAACAUCUCCUCCCCCACCUCCCAUAGCAAGUGCACCCUCACCUCCACCACCAAUAGCAAGUGCAGCUCCUCCACAGAUGCCCUCAGCACCUCCUGCAACAAUCCCCCCCUUACCAUCUCCUUCAGGAGGGAGAGUAUUUGCAAGUCCUCUUGCUAGAAAACUUGCAAGAGAAAAAGGCAUUAAUCUUCCUUCCUUAUCAGGCAGUGGCCCUGAGGGGAGAAUUAUCGCAAGCGAUGUCGAAGCAGGUGUACCAGCAAUGCCAGCACAACCCAUGGCACCACAAGUUACCACUGCUCCAGCUGGAGAAUUCACAGAUAUUCCUCUCUCUAAUGUCAGAAAGAUUAUUGCAAAGAGGUUAACAGAGUCCAAACAAAGCAUACCUCAUUAUUAUUUAUCAGUUGAUAUUCAAAUGGAUGAAAUACUAGGGCUUCGUCAAGAGUUAAACAAGCUGGGAACAGCCAAUUAUAAACUAUCUGUUAAUGAUUUUAUCAUAAAGGCUUCUGCCUUGUCAUGUAAAGAUAUCCCUGAAGCUAACUCAUAUUGGAUGAAUGAAUUUAUUAGACAGAACCAUAAUGUUGAUAUCAGUGUUGCUGUGAGCACAGAAUCUGGUCUGAUCACACCAAUUGUAUAUAAUGCUGAUAAGAAAGGUUUGAAGAAUAUAAACUCAGACAUAACAUCACUUGCUCAGAAAGCAAGAGAAAAUAAACUUCAACCCCAUGAGUUCCAGGGUGGAACAUUUACUGUUUCCAAUCUUGGGAUGUUUGGAGUCAAAAACUUCUCUGCUGUGAUCAACCCACCCCAGUCAUGUAUUCUUGCUGUGGGUCAGACUGAGAAAAGAAUAAUACCAGAUGAAAAUACAGAUCUCGGUUUCACCCAGGCUAUGAUGUUAAGCGUCACAUUGAGUUGCGAUCAUCGUGUUGUUGAUGGUGCUGUUGGUGCGCAGUGGCUACAGCAUUUAAAAUCAUAUCUUGAAAAGCCGGCAACGCUGUUGUUAUAAAACCCAGCAGAUGGUUGUGUUGUGAUAAAGCGACACACCAACUUUUGCUGUAAUGUUGUCUCAUUUAGACUUGACUUGAUAAUUACGAGCCCAGUAUAAAGUAUAAAGGGAUCACAGGGCUAUUUGAUAAAAGAAUUCAAAUAAAUUAAAACAUUAUUUUAUUAUUGUAGGCUUGGUCACACAUUUGUGAUGUAAUCAAAACCUUGUUUCUCAAGCAUGCAAACUACACAUAGACACGCUAUAUUGCUUAGUUUUUGACCUACUAAAACGUAGUCAUUUUCUAAAUUUUCUCUGUUAGAAAUCCAGGUAAAUGAAUGAUUGAACGGAAUCAUUGAACGUAAUGAACUGAGGUGCAGUUUCCAGUCUGACGUUCUUGUCACCCGAAUAUAAAGAGUAGCUGUAC